GUGCGAAGAGAGCGCGAGCAUGACUCGUCAGAAUCUCAGAGCUUAAAAGGAGCCGCGCGCUCACUCUGCUUCAAACGAACCAACAGCUACGCACUUUCUUACAGACCUUAGUCUUCAGUCUACACUAGACGAUGGCUCCAUAUACUCUCACAUACUUCGCCGUUAAAGGCAGAUGUGGUGCUCUGAAGAUUAUGCUGGCUGACCUUGGGCAACAGUUGAAGGAGAACCUGGUGGCCUUUGACGAUUGGCAGAAGGGUGACCUGAAGAACAGCUGUGUCUUUGGACAGUUGCCUAAAUUUGAGGAUGGUGACCUGGUCCUGUAUCAGUCCAAUACUAUGUUAAGACAUUUGGGUCGCAAACAUGGCGCAUAUGGGAAAAAUGACUCUGAGGCUUCUCUUAUUGACAUGAUGAAUGAUGGUGUUGAAGAUCUUCGCCUGAAAUAUAUCAAGCUGAUCUACCAGGAAUAUGAGACUGGUAAAGAAGCAUACAUCAAAGAUCUGCCCAACCAUCUUGGCAAGUUUGAUGCCGUUUUGACCAAAAACAAGUCUGGAUUCCUGGUUGGCGAUAAGGUCUCGUUUGCUGACUACAACCUGUUUGACUUGAUGCUGAAUCAUAAAGUCCUCUCCCCCACCUGUCUGGACUCAUUCUCUUCUCUCAAGGGCUUUGUGGAUGCGAUGUCCGCUCGUCCCAAAAUCAAGGCCCUCCUUGAGUCUGAUGACUUCAAGAAACUUCCCAUCAAUGGCAAUGGCAAACAGUGAUUGUGUAGCCCAUUAAUUAACACUUAAAUAUACAUUCUCAAACCAUAGUAGAACUCUUAAGAUUAACUGGUGCUCUGUGAUUGGCAAAAUAUCCAUUAUCUUUGUAUAACUAUAUUUUGUAUGUUUUUGAAGUCUACAGUAUGUGUCAAUUAUAAAUAAAGCCCUAAUGAUGAAAUCUGA
Messenger RNA from Xyrauchen texanus (razorback sucker), 938 nucleotides. Its product is annotated as glutathione S-transferase P-like. Lineage: Eukaryota; Metazoa; Chordata; Actinopteri; Cypriniformes; Catostomidae. The coding region runs from base 132 to 758 and encodes 208 amino acids. Gene Ontology annotation, molecular function: glutathione transferase activity. The record is from RefSeq and is a predicted model, not a curated record. The transcript has 7 exons. Gene Ontology annotation, cellular component: cytosol. Gene Ontology annotation, biological process: glutathione metabolic process.